Fonsecaea erecta is the source of this 402-nucleotide messenger RNA. Its product is annotated as peptidyl-prolyl cis-trans isomerase pin4. Gene Ontology annotation, molecular function: peptidyl-prolyl cis-trans isomerase activity; DNA binding. The transcript is spliced from 4 exons. Lineage: Eukaryota; Fungi; Ascomycota; Eurotiomycetes; Chaetothyriales; Herpotrichiellaceae. The record is from RefSeq and is a predicted model, not a curated record. The coding region runs from base 1 to 402 and encodes 133 amino acids. Gene Ontology annotation, biological process: rRNA processing.
AUGGCGCCAAAGGCCAAAGAUUCCAGCAAAACCUCCUCGGGCGGUGGUAAAGGCAAAGGCAAAGGCAAGGACGAGGAUGGCUCCUCAGCCAGUGGAAGCGGGAAGCUGAAAGCCGCUCAGUCAAUCAAUGUCAGACACAUUUUGUGCGAAAAGCAUUCCAAAAAAGAGGAAGCCCUCGCAAAGUUGCGUGCAGGUGCCAAAUUCGAUGAGGUAGCGAGGGAGUUCUCAGAGGACAAGGCCAGACAAGGCGGAUCGCUAGGCUGGAAAACCAGAGGCAGCCUCCAUGGAGACUUUGAAAAAGUUGCCUACGAUUUAGAACCGUCCACAACAGCAAAUCCCAAAUAUGCCGAGGUCAAAACAAGCCAUGGCUACCACAUCAUAAUGGUCGAAGGGCGAAAAUGA